CACAGGGCACUACGGGAAAGAGAACUUCCGCCAAGGCCAACUUGAUCAUAACUUCAUCUCCUCUGGAUUCGUGACACUGGGACGACCGCACCUAAAAGCGCAGCACUCUGUAGACGAUUUAGGGCAGCUGUCCUGGCAGGGAGAUCUGGACGUUCCUAAUAUCUCCUACAGCAACCACCAACAUGAUUAUCAACAUAGUCACCUGGAUCUUACCCAGGCCCACACACCUAAAAUUGCCCACAGACAAAUGAGACAUGAGAAGCCCCAGCGCAUGAACAACAUCCUAACCUCGCAGACAGAGCCGUACGACCUGGACAUGUCCUUCUCACGCUCUUUCCAGAACCUCACCCACCUGCCUCCCAACUACGAGCUGGCGGCAAUGAGCAAAGCUGACUUAAGUAAAUACUCCUCUCUCCACAAAUUAAGUGAUAAGGACAUAGAUGAGUACUACAYGCGGAAGCGACACCAAGACUUGGCAGGUCGGCAGAUUCUGCAGCCGCCCCACAUGGUGAAGCUGAACACAGAGCCCCACCAGCAGCACCGUCAGCGGCCUCACCGUGUCCAGAGGRCCAUGUCCCAGGACCAUGUGCUGUCCCCAGAGAGGACCCCACGUCAUGGCUACGGCCUCUCRGCCUACAACAUGGGCRUCUCUUCCUACGGCAGCCGCAUUCUCUCAGAGGAGCAGCUGCUCUCCGCAGACCGCCUGCAGUCCCAGGACCCCCUGCUCUCGCCGGACAAGAUGCUGUCGCUGCGGCGCUCCAACUUCCGGGAGAAGGCCAUGUCGCGGGCCAUGUCCCAUGUAGACAUCAACUUUGUGCCCACCACACCUGUCAUGGACCGCAGUGAGCGCUACGCUAAGAUGCAAAAGAUGCACUCCCAUCCCACUACCAUCAACGACUCAUACAACACACUCACCGUCAACCACCCGACCACCAACAAGAGGCAGCAGUUUGCCUCACGACGGACACACACGGUGGACCAUCUACAGUACAUCCCAGGCCACCARCACAACAACCAGUACCGCACRGCCAGUAAGAACGAGGUAACUGUUUAACGAGAGGGUGGCUGGCCAAGGAUUCCUGUGUCAACAGACUGUCAACAGAUGAAAACAGCAGAUACUUCCAGAGGUGUGCAACCUCACCAUAGGUCUUCUUUUCAAAGUAGCCAACAACUAACCCUUCUUGCUUUCAGCUCAAGCUCUCUGUUUCAUUCAGAUUUGGAUUAUCACAACUAGAAUCAACAACCACAAAGACAUCUGUWCUUUCUCUAUAGGGCAACAUAAGGGCUUUGCACGUUGACACAUAAGGAAUGCUUUAUGUGAGGUUAUUCGUAAGAMGACAAUAUUUUUUAAAAAGGGGAAUUGGAAAGGAACUGGAUCAACUUUAUAAAUAUAUACAUAUAUUUACUAUUUGUAUUUUCAGUCCUUGUUAUAGCUUUAGAGAUUCUUAUUGAACUUAACUGGUGUUAGAACUUCAAGAGGUGCCUCUCGRAAUUGUUCCCAWUUCAAUGAUGAMGUGGAYUUGUGGGUUAAAAAGCACAAUUAAUGKKUUUUUUCUCUGUUGAUUUAUUCUUGUUUUUUGGUAACGGMCAGCACAUAUCAGCUUAUUAGUGSAUAUAGUGGCAAUUUCCGUUGCAUAAAUGAUUGUAAAUAGGCUAUAUUAGCAGAAGUAUACACUAAAUGAGAAGAGCUGGACAAGUGGAAUUGUUGAGUUUCUACCCAAGAGUCUACAGUCUUUUCACAAUUAAAGAUCACAAUUUCAGAUUAGUCCAACCCCUCAACAAAUACUUGAUACUAACAAACAUGUACAAUAAUGUGUGUGCGUAUGUGUGUAUAUUUUUGUAACUGUGCUUGUAGGAUGAUUGUGUAUGGCUAGGGUUGAAUCAACCUCWUGCCACUGUUAAUUGGCAGCUUUAGACUGUAGGCACACUACUCCACAGGUGACCAUGUAARCUAAUGCUUCUUUCAAUAGCUUCAUUUUCUGCACUCAUUCCCUCGCUAUAUAAUCCAAGUGGAUGACAUCCAUUUUGUUUUGAGUUGGGAAAAGCUGCUUUCAUUUUGAUAUACAGUAUUGUUGUAUAUUUGACUCCAUUCAUCAAAGAUGAAUAAUAAUAGUUGUUGUUAUGUGUUUACAAUUGUUACAUUGUUGCAGGUGUGUUGACGUACCUGAAACAAUCGACAAAGAGGACAUCAAUAUAAUCACUAGCUAAACAAGGAUUAAAACUGUGAUUUUUAUGUCCAGAUGUUUUCAUUAAAGCAAUGCCUUAUUGUGUGGAAGCCCAUACUCAUGUUCUUAAUUGUAUAAUCACGCUUGUGUUUUUAUGUCUUGUGACUAACGUGUUGAUCCAUAACCAGCUUUGUAUGUCAUUUUUUAUCAUGGAUGAUUUACCAGCACUAUAGAAGCAAAGGACAGAAUCAGUUUCGGUGAUAUACCUCAGAAUCUAUAGGACACAAAUUUUACAAGGAUGAAAUUCUUAAAUUAACUAAAUGUUCUUUGAAAAGAAGCAAAGGAAGUGAUUAUUUUAAGCAAAAAACAUAAGAAACUAGAAUUGAAAAAAUAUUUCACAUGAUUAAAAAAAAUGUCUUCCACAUUUUCGAAUUCAUCCAGACUUCCUUGUGGACUCCCGCUGUGUCCUCUUAUACUUACAGAGUAACAGACACAUCAAGUACAUGAUUUGUCGAUGUUUUUACUUUUCAACUAUCUCUUCAGUUAACAAGAAAGUCCAAAUAUUAUCGUAAAAUCCUGGGUCAUGGAAAUGGGUAUAUAGACAUUUACUGUAGAGAUGUUGUUAUAUAAAUUUGCUGGUCAUUGUCAAUUUCAAACAUUGUCACUGGUGUACUACCUGAAAUGUUAGGAGCUUGCGUAAUAUUGUUACAACUUGUGCAGUGUGUCCAUAUUUAAGACUUAAUUUUGCUUUGUCGUUUUGUCAUUACAACAGAGGCUAACAYUGCAAUUUUUCUUAUUAAAUGAUAUGCGUAUAUCAUUAUAUGACUAGCUAUAUUAUACUGUAUGUUCACAUGCAAUGUAGACACAGUAGAAAUUGAUGCACUUGAAAUAUUAAGAGCAUCUAUUACACUAGUUUCAAGCCCCUGUAUCAGCUAAGAUACUGAGAGGAUAGCAAAUAAAAUGUCAUUUAUUUUGAGGUUCAAGUUAAGGCCAGAGUACCAAAAAAAACAUGAUAGUUCAGUAUGGAGUUUCAUAGUCCUUGUCAAGCUCCAAUGAUAGUUUUAUAGCCAUUUUUUGUUGUUGUAGCUAUGUCAGAGAAAGAAAAAAAAAUUGCAACGAAAAAAUGACAUUUGAUGGCCCUGACUCUGACAUGGUGGACCUGCAACACUGUGUUGUACUGAUGUUACACCACCGGAAUCUUACAGACAUGUCUCUAAGCAACCAUCUGUCUGGCUCAAAUACAUCCACCCCAUUGCAGAGCUCUGGUUUUACUUUCCAGUCAGUCAAUGAUAUUGCCCACAAGAAGCUUUUCCCACACACAUGAGGCUAGAGCUCAGUUUUGGCAGUAGGUUCUGAGACUAACGUGCUGCUAAGUUGUUGCGUCCCAAGAUCUGUCUGCUGUAAAAGCACUGUUUACUUUUGUUGCAAAUAUUCCUUGCCAUUUAUUAAGCUUGUAUUUUUAUGUGUCAAUGUGGUAUGAAUGAAAAUUCCUUUGUGUCUUUGUUGCACAAACAAUGGAGGACUAAUUUAAAAAGCUUCAAAGCAAGCAGUAUACGACUGUUCCUGUGCAAAUGUUUUUGUUUACAAAUGAAUUAUUAAAGCACAUCCCAUGUGUAUUGUACAAAACAAUAAUCAGUUUAGUAAAUAUGGAGUCUGGGGGAAUUUUUUUGCAUGUUCAUUUAAACAAUAUUCACGAAUUAGAGAGUGAAUUGGUAAUAUUGGUAUUAUGUUUUUUCAUGGCUGAGGUAUAAACAUAUAACUAACUGUUUGUAAAGAAUGACAGAGGACCAUAACCCACAACUACUGUAUAUAUGGAAUUAUACAACUUGUUUGACAGUCUAAUAAAUGUAUAAACCUAAACAUUUCAACAUCAAAUUAGCAUGUACCCCAUAGAUAUAAUACUAUGGACCUCCAGGUUAAGUUACAAAUCGUUGUUAUCCUGUCACCUAUAUUAACUAGACUAAAUGCUACUCUGAGAUUUYUGCAAGAAGUUGCCCAAAUUGCAACCUCACCCACAAGGUCUUACACGCCACACAUUUGGAAUACACAUGAAACAAGAUAAAGAAACAACAUCUUUAUCCAMUGCAGUGCAUUGAUGACAAGACCUGCUAUAGUAUAUCCCUUUGUCCUUUGUCAUUAAAUAAAGUUUCCAGUGCUCYUCCACUGCUGCAGUUUGUAUAAWUCUAUUGGUAGGUAAAGUUGUUAACUACACAUUAMUGAUUAAAWUCAAUAGGGGAGCAUUAUCAACUCUUUUUUCCCCUCCUCUUCCCCUGAGAGUUUGAAUCURCUGUAUUGUACUAUCGACAGAGGUCAUUGACCUAAUGGCACUCACAGUAACAACAGAAYACAUUAUGACUGCCAUUACUCUGAUGACACACAUAUUAAUACCCACUGUUUCCAGAACAGCCAGUGCAA
Molecule: messenger RNA, 4580 nt
Organism: Salvelinus sp. IW2-2015
Lineage: Eukaryota; Metazoa; Chordata; Actinopteri; Salmoniformes; Salmonidae
Product: protein shisa-6
Biological process (GO): regulation of AMPA receptor activity; regulation of short-term neuronal synaptic plasticity
Cellular component (GO): postsynaptic density; dendritic spine membrane; AMPA glutamate receptor complex
Source: RefSeq, a predicted model, not a curated record